AGGCGGGCCCGGGCGAGGAGGAUCCGGCCGAGGCGGGAAGGAGGGCGGCCGGGCGCCCCAUCGCGGGGGGUUUGCCCGGGAGGGAGGCAGGCAGGCAGCCAGCGCUUUCCCGCAGGGCUUUCCCCGGGGAUCGAUCUCGGACGGAGCCUCGGCGAUGGGUCCGGUGGGGCUGCAGCUGCUCUCGGGGGCCUGCCUGCUCUUCUCCCUGGGCAUGUUCGGGACUGGCCUGUCUGACCUGAAGCAGAUGUUUGCAACCCAGAGUGUGGAGAACAUCCAGUUCCUGCCGUUCCUCACCACCGAUGUCAAUAAUUUGAGCUGGCUGAGUUACGGCUUCCUGAAGGGAGACUGGACUCUCAUCCUCGUCAACGCUGUGGGUGUGACGUUGCAGACUCUUUACAUCCUGGUCUACUUCUACUUCAGCUCCGAGAAGCGGUCUGUGCUGCUGAAGACCAUGGGCUUAUUGGCAGUGCUCCUUCUCGGUUAUGGCUACUUCAACCUGUUGGUUCCGGAUGUUUCUGUGCGCCUGACGCGCCUGGGUCUCUUCUGCAGCCUCUUCACCAUCACCAUGUACCUCUCACCACUGGCUGACCUGGCCAAGAUCGUGAGGAGCCGCUCCACGCAGUGCCUCUCCUUCCCGCUAACAGUCACGACCUUCCUGGCUUCGGCCUCCUGGACCUUAUAUGGGGUUCUGCUUCAGGAUGUUUACAUUGCGGUCCCCAACGUGCCAGGCAUAGCCACCAGCCUCAUCCGGUUCUGGCUCUUUUGGCGCUUCCCACCGGACCUCAACAAAACCUACAAGUCGCUGCAGGCCUGAGGACCCAGGGAUGGGUUUGUUGACUGCCCUUGGCCAAGGAAGGGGAGAAAGCGCUGAGUCUCAGCUGGGUGUGGCUGCUGCGUCCCAGCUCUCCUUGCGCCCUCAGGAGCCCCCCCCCCGACCAUCCAGACUGCGCAAGUGGACUCCGCGGCAGGAACAAUUCCUCCUCCAUCUUGGGCUGUAUGGUGCAGACUGAAAACCAGGGAGCCAGAGGCCCCCAGUCCUGCCCCAGAGCAGGAAAAGUAUGAAGGAACCAACCCUGCUGCUUUUCCAGGGUACAACAGUGGCCCUCCGGGUGCUGCUGGACUACAACUCCCAUCAUCCCUGCCCAUUGGCCAUGCUGGCUGAUGGGAGCUGGAGUUCUGGAACAUUGUUAACUGCAGCUCCCAUCAUCCCUGCCCAUUGGCCAUGCUGGCUGACGGGAGCUGGAGUCAUGGAACAUUGCUGAACUACAACUCCCAUCAUCCCAACCCAUUGACCAUGCUGGCUGAUGGGAGAUGGAAUCCUGGAACGUUGUUGAACUACAACUCCCAUCAUCCCCGCCCAUCGGCCGUGCUGGUUGAUGGGAGAUGGAGUUCUGGAACAUUGUUGAACUACAACUCCCAUCAUCCCUGACCAUUGCCCGUGCUGGCUGAUGGGAGAUGGAGUCCUGGAACGUUGUUGAACUGCAGCUUCCAUCAUCCCUUGCCCAUUGGCUGUGCUGGUUAGGGGCUGACAUGAACUGGAGUCUCUGAACAUUGUUGAACUACAUCUCCCAUCAUCCCUUGCCCAUUGGCCAUGCUGGCUGACGGGAGCUGGAGUUCUGGAACAUUGUUGAACUACAUCUCCCAUCAUCCCUUGCCCAUUGGCCAUGCUGGCUGACGGGAGCUGGAGUUCUGGAACAUUGUUGAACUACAACUCCCAUCAUACCUCACCAUUGGCUGGAGCUGAUGGGAGAUGGGGUCCAGGAGCAUCCUAACCAGCCACCCACGUUCUUCACCCUAGGCCUAGGAGGUAUAAAAGUGGAGACACCCCCCCGCUCCCCAAAAAGAAAAUGUUGGGGGCCCCCUCGCUUUAAUGCAUUACUUCCAGAAAGCGACUUUCUCCCCCCGUUCUGCGGACAACCGUUUCUGCCGCCCGAGCACUGAGGACUUCACAGUUUCCGCCUCCGUCCUCCGGGAGUGCCUUUUGACCAAGUUCUCUGCCCCUGCUUUCCCCUUCGUCUCACUGCCCCACGAACACCCCCUCCGCCCCUGUCUUCUUCCCCCAGUCUCUGGAGCGAUUCCUCUGCUCUGAGCUCCAGAAGAGGACUUUCCUAAGAAGCUGUGACUUUCCACACGAAGUGCCUUUUAAUAAACCAGGUUGUUUUCUGGGAGGAGAA
Messenger RNA from Podarcis raffonei (Aeolian wall lizard), 2174 nucleotides. RefSeq names its product solute carrier family 50 member 1 (gene SLC50A1). Gene Ontology annotation, molecular function: sugar transmembrane transporter activity. Lineage: Eukaryota; Metazoa; Chordata; Lepidosauria; Squamata; Lacertidae. The coding region runs from base 155 to 814 and encodes 219 amino acids. Gene Ontology annotation, cellular component: membrane. The record is from RefSeq and is a predicted model, not a curated record. The transcript is spliced from 6 exons. Gene Ontology annotation, biological process: carbohydrate transport.